Closterium sp. NIES-65 is the source of this 2049-nucleotide messenger RNA. NCBI's taxonomy places the organism in Eukaryota, Viridiplantae, Streptophyta, Zygnematophyceae, Desmidiales, Closteriaceae. The record is from the annotation of a GenBank genome assembly.
AUGGCUUCCUCAAGCAACCCUACGUCAUCUAACGCAUCUAGGGAUGUUCAUGCCGAGGACGAGUCUCCCCUGCAGCGUUUCACUAGUGAUGGGGUGGAGAAGAAACCGCAAAAGCCCAAUCACCAUAUUUAUAGGCAUUUUUGGACAUUCGAGGAUCCGACGAAAAAGGGAUUGCAGUGCAAGUGCCUUUGGUGCGAGAAAUCGUUCGCCUUCAGUAGUAGCCAGUGCACUCAGCAUCUCGCCGAAUGGAACGACGCGAACGUGCGGCGCGAUGGCGGUGUUGUUUGCGCGAAGGUUCCUAAGAGCAUUUCAGACGCCAUUCGCGGCGGGAAGGAGACAAAGAUUACGGCGCGCAAGGAUAAGGAGAGGGCUUUCGAGGCGGCGCUUACUGCGGUGAGCGGCCAUGGCGGAGCGGAACCGAAGGCAAAGAAGGGGCGGAUGGAGGAUUGGUAUGGCGAGGGGGGGGAGGCGGCGAAGCGUGCUGCCGACGAUUCGAUUUGCCUCUUCAUCACGGGGACGCGCUUGGGGGAGACUAUAUGCCAGCACCUCCUCUUCCUCAACAUGCUGCGCGCCGUGAACGCCGCCGGAACCGGCUAUGUCCCCCCCAAGCGUGGUUACGUUGGAGGCGCCGGGCUGCUGGCGUGCAAGCAGCAGAUUGAGAAGGCGUUGACGCCCAUUACGAAGACGUGGAAGGAGACUGGCAUGACGAUCGCAAGCGAUAUGAUGAGGGACAAGAGCGGGCGUGCGCAGAUGAACAUCCUCUGCAUCAACGCCAGUGGAGCGGUUUUCCAGGAGGCGGUCGACUGCAAGGCGGAGACUAAAAGCGGGGAGUUUAUCGUGAGCGUCCUGCAGCCGGUCAUCGAGAAGGUUGGACCGGAGCACGUCGUCGCGAUUUGCACGGACGGCGGCAGCAACUAUGUGUCCGCUGCCAAGCUGUUGCAGAAGAAGUACCCGCACAUUGAGUUCGUUCCCUGCGCCACUCAUGUGCUCGAUCUGCUGUUGGAGGACUUCGGCAGCAUGGCUUGGGCGCAGGAGGUCGUGCCUGCGGCGACCGACAUGAUUUCGUUCAUUCGCAGCCACACGUGGACGCGUGCCUUCCUGCGCUGUCCCGAGCUGCACGGGGAGGAGAAGUCGCUUCAGCCGCUGCGACCGGCGGGCACGCGCUUUGGGACGCAGUACAUAGCGGUGUCUCGUCUGCGUGAGAUUCGCCCUCAGCUGACGGCGAUGGUGACGCACAAGAAUUGGGAGGAGAAGGGGAGGAAGCAGCUGACUGGGAAAGACUUUGAGGCGUCGGUGUUGGAUGUGGAGUGGUGGGCAAAGGUGGAUAGAGGGGCGUGCGCAGCUGAAGGCAGGGAAGGGGGACAUGGCGACGUGGCCGUUUCCGCUUCUCCGUGCGAGCGGGGAUGGGCUACGUGGGAUGGGGUGCACACGGCGCGCAAUAACAGGUUGGGGUCGGAGAAGGUGCGCGACCUGGUGUUCGUGGCGCACAACUGGAAGGCUGUGCUCGGCCACCACGAGGGUGCAGUUGUUGCAGGGCCAAGUGGGGAAGUGAGGAAGGCGGGGGUAGUGGAGGGGAACAUUCCCACCCCUCCCCUCCCCGAGGGGUACAUGUUGGAGGAGGAUGGGGAGAGGGAGGUGGACGAGGACGACAUGAUGGUCGAUGAGUACAAGGACCAGGAUGAGAAGGAUAGCGAGGAGGACGGGGAUGAUUUUUUUGCCUGCCCGGGGGUUUUUUUUGCCUGCCCGGGACUGCGUCUUUUGGACGCAGGACGCGUCUUUCGCAUCAUAGCUCCCUCUCACCCCUCUGCUCCCUCUCACUCCUCUGCUCCCUCUCACCCCUCUGCUCCCUCUCACUCCUCUGCUCCCUCUCACCACCUCUGCUCCCUCUCACCACCUCUGCUCCCUCUUUUCCCUCUCACCGCUCUACCUCCUCCCCCUUCAGCGGUCGCCACGGCUCACAUGGCAGCAGGCGAGCGUGCGGAUCAUCGAAACGCGCGCGUGCGACUCGAUGAUGAGGCUGGGCUCGGAGUGAGGCUGGGCUCGGAGUGA